UGCACAUUUGAACCGCAUGUUGCCACCUUCCUCGCGUGACGUCAGCCCAGUUGUUUUGGGUCGCUCGGCCAAUCAGAAGCGCGCUCGCACUUCUACAGAAGCCGAGGUGGGUCCAACCUCGCGCCAGCUUUUAUCCUCCGUUACUCAUCACAACGCCCCCUCGGUAGGGCAAUGCACGGGGCUCUGCUUUAAACAGCAGCUCUGAGAUGGAAACCCCAUUGCAGUUGCAGAACGAUUUCUAUCCAGAGCAGCAGCAGCAGCAGCACUAUAAGCAGCACCAGCAGCACUACUGCGGACGGGAGGAAGAGCGCUCCAUCAGGCACUGCACCUGCAACAGCUCCUCCACCUGCGAGGAUGCCAGAAAAAGCCAGCCUUUGCACGGGACGCCGCUGGGAACUUUAAGGACACCGUCCGUCUCAUCUUCAACCAGGCAAGGCGCUCAGUACAGCGAGUUCACGCCCUCUAGUCAUGGUAGUUCAUCCAGACACCAUCACCACCACCAUCAUCAUCCUCAUCGCGAUCACAACCGGCAGCAAAUUCGGGGCAGUCCGGCCAGCAGCCACAGAGAGAGUAACUCUUACACCCAAAUAGCCAUGAGCAGCUGCAGAUACAACGGCGGCGUGAUGCGGCCGCUCAGCAACUUGAGCUCGUCCCGCAGAAACCUGCACGAGUUUGAUUCGGAGUCCCAGCCGCUGCAGCCCGUCUCUGCGGGGGACGCGUCCGACGCGCUCGCCUCCAAGCCGGAGAACAACUCCACCACCCUCAUGCCUUACUCGGCGGGGGACGGGGGCGGCGGAGGGGGUGGAUGUAGCCACAGCGGCAGCAAAUCGGGCAAAAAGAAGAACCAGAACAUUGGACAGAAGCUCGGACACAGGAGGGCCCUGUUUGAGAAAAGAAAGCGCCUGAGCGACUACGCGCUCAUCUUUGGGAUGUUUGGCAUCGUAGUGAUGGUCAUUGAAACUGAACUCUCGUGGGGAGCCUACGGAAAGGAGUCACUGUAUUCUUUAGCCCUAAAAUGCCUGAUAAGCCUUUCUACAAUCAUUCUUCUUGGGUUGAUUAUCAUAUAUCAUGCCAGGGAAAUCCAGCUGUUCAUGGUGGACAACGCUGCAGACGACUGGAGGAUAGCCAUGACCUACGAGCGCAUCUUCUUCAUCUGUCUGGAGAUCUUGGUGUGCGCCAUACACCCCAUCCCGGGCAACUACACCUUCACGUGGACGGCACGGCUAGCCUUUUCCUACGCACCGUCCAAGACGGACGCCGAUGUGGAUAUCAUCCUGUCCAUUCCCAUGUUUCUCCGUCUGUACCUCAUUGCUCGUGUCAUGCUGCUGCAUAGCAAACUCUUCACCGAUGCUUCGUCACGCAGUAUCGGUGCCCUCAACAAGAUAAACUUCAACACACGCUUUGUCAUGAAGACCCUCAUGACUAUCUGUCCCGGGACAGUGCUGCUGGUGUUCACCAUUUCUCUGUGGAUUAUCGCUGCCUGGACUGUGAGGGCGUGCGAAAGAUACCAUGACAACAUGGAUGUAACCAGCAAUUUCCUUGGAGCCAUGUGGUUGAUCUCAAUAACUUUUCUAACCAUUGGAUAUGGGGAUAUGGUCCCCAAUACAUACUGUGGGAAAGGAGUCUGUCUCCUCACCGGCAUUAUGGGUGCAGGAUGCACUGCUUUGGUGGUCGCUGUGGUCGCAAAAAAACUGGAAUUAACCAAAGCCGAAAAACAUGUACAUAACUUUAUGAUGGACACCCAGCUGACAAAAAGGGUGAAAAACACAGCUGCUAAUGUUCUCAGGGAGACGUGGCUCAUUUAUAAAAACACCAAGCUGGUGAGGAAGAUGGACCACGCCAAAGUCAGGAAACAUCAACGCAAGUUUCUUCAAGCCAUCCACCAACUCAAAACAUCAUGUAUGACCUGGUCUCGGACCUGAACGAGCGGGGCGAGGACAUGGAGAAGAGGAUUGCACUGCUGGAGACCAAACUGGAGACAUUGCUUAGCAACUUACAGGCGCUUCCAGGCCUCAUCAGUCAGGUGAUCAGCCAGCAACACCGGGACUUCCUGGAGGUGCAACUCCAGCCGUACGACAAACACAGUCACGAGCGCUC
This is a messenger RNA of Sinocyclocheilus anshuiensis, 2097 nucleotides long. RefSeq names its product small conductance calcium-activated potassium channel protein 2-like. Gene Ontology annotation, cellular component: membrane. The transcript is spliced from 7 exons. Gene Ontology annotation, molecular function: calmodulin binding; small conductance calcium-activated potassium channel activity. The record is from RefSeq and is a predicted model, not a curated record. The coding region runs from base 207 to 1922 and encodes 571 amino acids. Gene Ontology annotation, biological process: potassium ion transport. Lineage: Eukaryota; Metazoa; Chordata; Actinopteri; Cypriniformes; Cyprinidae.